This is a messenger RNA of Prorocentrum cordatum, 299 nucleotides long. Lineage: Eukaryota; Dinophyceae; Prorocentrales; Prorocentraceae. The record is from the annotation of a GenBank genome assembly.
GCGUUCGUCACUCCGACACUGCGAAGAUGAGGCUGAUCUCGACGCGGGACUGGGAGGACCCGACCUUCCAGCAGAAGACGGGCGAGCCCCCGCCGCCGGAGGAGUGGCCCGCGCCGAGGCCCGUGAAGGACCACGGCAAGGGCAAGGGCGCCUCGAAGGGCAAGUCGGAGAACCGGCCUGUCUGGAACGACCGGAACGACCGCGACAAUCGGGGCAGGCAGAGCUGGAGCGACAGGGACAGCCUUGCCGUGGUGACUUGCGACUCUCGUGGAUGGGGCCUGUACCGUCACGGACGGUAG